This is a messenger RNA of Mandrillus leucophaeus (drill), 1180 nucleotides long. It is a transcript of the gene CINP, whose product is annotated as cyclin-dependent kinase 2 interacting protein. The transcript is spliced from 5 exons. NCBI's taxonomy places the organism in Eukaryota, Metazoa, Chordata, Mammalia, Primates, Cercopithecidae. The record is from RefSeq and is a predicted model, not a curated record. The coding region runs from base 216 to 899 and encodes 227 amino acids.
GUGAGAUGGGUUCCUUUCCCGGGGCAGGGUGGCUGUGAAUGUUACUGCUUGGGCCGCAGGUUGGGCCAGAAGCUGAGGAGCUCCCCGGAUUAAAUGAGGUUAAAUGGAGGUCAGAUGCCUUGCCCCAGCCUAGCCCGCAGGCCCCGCGCAGCCUCUGCAGGCUGCUCGGGAGACAGUUUUGCCGAGCCUCCGUUUUUUCACAUGUGGAGUGACAGAUGAACGGGACGAUAUACGCAAAUGAGUGUCAGCAGAUCAGACACCCAAAUUCAAAGACUGUUGGAAUUGUAACGCCCAGAAAACCUGUCUUAUCUGUCAGUGCAAGAAAAAUUAAGGACAAUGCGGCUGAUUGGCAUAAUUUAAUCCUGAAGUGGGAAACCCUCAGUGAUGCAGGUUUUACCACUGCAAAUAAUAUUGCCAACUUGAAAAUCAGUUUAUUGAAUAAAGACAAGAUAGAACUAGACAGCAGCAGCCCAGCCUUGAAGGAAAAUGAAGAAAAGGUGUGUCUGGAAUAUAACGAGGAACUGGAGAAGCUAUGUGAGGAACUGCAGGCCACCUUGGAUGGGUUGACCAAAAUACAGGUGAAAAUGGAAAAGCUGUCUUCAACUACCAAGGGAAUUUGUGAACUAGAAAAUUACCAUUAUGGGGAGGAGACUAAACGACCCCCUCUGUUCCACACUUGGCCUACAACCCAUUUCUAUGAGGUUUCGCACAAGCUCUUGGAGAUGUACAGGAAGGAGCUGCUCCUGAAGCGCACGGUGGCCAAGGAGCUUGCACACACCAGGGAUCCUGACCUCACCCUGAGCUACUUGUCCAUGUGGCUGCACCAGCCCUACGUGGAGAGCGACAGCAGGCUGCAUCUGGAGAGCAUGCUGCUGGAGACGGGCCACCGAGCUCUGUGACGUCCUGAGAUGGCUGCGGACACUGGCUCCUUCCACUUCUCACCAGGCAGACAGUCUCCUGCCUAGGACUCAGUGCCGCAGGCCUGGAUCAGACCUCAGGAUCAGACCUUCUUGGGGUCUUCUGGCCAGAGCUUGUCACCAGCCCCGUGGCCUCUCCAGGCAUGCCCAUGUCCACAGCCCGCGGCCAGCCCCAUGUGGUGCCGCUCAGCCUCCUCUGCCCCUCCUGGGAACCCAUCACUCGUGGGUGCUUCUGAGUAAAAUCAAUGAGUUUCUGAGCAGAA